Leptosia nina is the source of this 324-nucleotide messenger RNA. The record is from the annotation of a GenBank genome assembly. NCBI's taxonomy places the organism in Eukaryota, Metazoa, Arthropoda, Insecta, Lepidoptera, Pieridae.
AUGAUUAAACGUACUGUGAAAUGUAUAAGCGGGAACCUUUGCUUCAGUGGCUGGACCUGUAAAGCAGUAGGACUUCCAGAUGUCCUAGAUGCAUGGCAGCACAUAGAAAGACAUACAUACUUUAAAAGGUGGGGUAUCAAAAGUCAGCUGCCUCCAAAGAUACCAAAGAUACAUAUAUUAAAUGGUUCUCUGCCUUGUUUCCCCCAGUACCAAAGAAAAAGAAGUACUUGGACAGAGGAAAGAAUCAACUGUAUUCUUGAACACAAAUCUCCAUAUGCAGAGGAAAAAUUAUUAAUGUGCAUUGCUGCGACUUUAAACUUCUAA